AUGGACGAUCCUGACGAUAAUGCAGGCAACACCAACGCUCCAGUGCCGAUCCCUGAUAGGAGCAAACUUGGUGACGGGAAUAAGGCUGAAAACAAGACUGUCGGCAGCAAAAAGGAGGCUGAAAACAAGACCACCGGUAGCAAGAAGGAGGCUGAGGAUAAGACCACCGGCAGCAAGAAGGAGACCAGUACGACCGGUGAUAAGCCGGCCUCGAAAGAGUGGGAAGAGCCAAGCAUGAAGAAGGAUCUCAAAAGCAAAUUGGAUCCGCCAAAGAAAGUUGUAAGUAUUAGUCUAUAAUCUAAAGCUAUUGGGUUGUUCACAUAAUUCUGUGCCCCCGCUCUGAUUGACUUCUAACUUUUUAUAAAGAAAGAUCAUGUAAAUAUAAGAUAUUCAGCAAAGUAGUAAAUCGCGCUUUCCAGUCAAUCUCAAAAAAUGGCAUUUUGAAUUUCCCGCCAACUUGGCAUUGUGUUUCAAGCUUGUAACUUUGUCAUUUUUUUUGGCUUUUAAUUAUUUUUCUUUGAUAUACUAGUAGAAUACCUUUAAAUGAACCUACUUUUUUAAAUUUGUAAGCGUAUCUUGUCUGGAAAGCCGAAAAAAGUGCUUGAAACACAAUGCCAAAUUGGCGGGAAACCAAAAUAAUUUAAAUUUAAAACUCAAGAGCGCGAGAUAAAAUUUUUUUUGGGUACUAUUGGUGGUACAAAGAAUUCAUAUAUAAAAAUUUUGAGCUGAUUCUGAGCAAGGCAGGUAGGGUAUUUUUCUUGUUAGUCGAACUGAUUCUGAGGGGUUGGGUACUUUGUGAGUUGUGUAAAAAAUCAAAACAAAACUUGUAAAAUUUUGAAAAAAACAAACUUAUCAGUUGUAAAUUGCUUGGAACGGUCGGUUUUUUGAAUAGUUUGCGGAAAUGACGAUGGGAAAAGGAUAUGUAUGGUUUUUGAUACUAUUUUUUGAUUAAAUUUGUAACCUCAAAGGUAUUUUUUAAGCUUAAAAUUAAUACUUUAAGCCUAUUUUUUUAGUUCAAACUUACAUUUUUUAGUUUAAACCUAGAAUUUGUUUUAUAAUUUUGAUCUUAAUCUUAAAAAAUAUGUUUCGAGCAUAUAGCUUAUUUUUCUGAGCCUAAAAUUAUUUUCUAAGCAUAAAAUUUGUUUUAUAAGUCUAAAAUUACGUUUUUAAGCCGCAUUUUAAUAAAUUUUUUUUACUUUAAAUUUAUUUCCUAAACCUAUAAUUACUUUUUUUAAACCUAAAACUAAUUUUUUGAAGCUCAAAGAUUUUUAAGCCUAAAAUUUCAUUUUUAAGUCUAAAACUAAUUUUUAGGCCUAUAAAAUUUAAUUUUUCAGUCGAAAAUCAAUUUUUUAACCUUAAAUUUUGUUUUUUAUGCUUAAAUCCCUAUUUUUGUAAUUAAACUUCACUUUAUUACCUAUUUAAAUUUUUAAAAUUUUAAUUUCAGGAAGAGAAGAAAGGCUCCAAAGAGGAGGUGAAGGGCUCCAAGGAAGAGUCGAAGAAAGAAGUCACUGGUCGAAAAGACGUUUCAAAAACUUCGAAACGAAAAAAGAAGGUAGAUUCAAAAGAGGAUCCCGACAAAGAGGCCAAGCACCUGAAGAGACUGAAUCACGUACCACCAAAGCCGGAGCAAAUCUACGCCGAAUUGCCGAAGAAGCGGACAUUUUGGGGUUACUGUGAGUUUGUAGGGUAGGGUAAGGUAGGAUGGGGGUGCAGAGUAGGUUUGGGUAAAGUAUGGAAGGAUAGGGUAGGGUAGAGUAGAGUAUGAUAAAGUAGAGUUGUGUAGGGUAGGGUAAGGUGGCCUGCGAAGCUUUUUAAAUUAAAAUUUUUUUUUGAAGUUUUAAACUUUUUUAAAAAUUUUCAGUCGUUCCUCCUCUGUACAUUCUGAGUAUUUGGACGUUGUUGGCGGCCAUGAUGUUCCCUAUCAUGUUUUUCAUACCUAUAAUUUACAAGGCAAGUCCGGAAAACAUUGGCCCAGGCAGCUUUUUGGGUAGUGUGCCAAGUAAGUUAUUCUGUAAAGAAAGUUCUUGCCAUUUUAAGAUUUGUAAAGGAAGUUCUUGCCAUUUUACGUUUUGCAAAGAAAGUUAUUGCUAUUUCUUGUUUUGUAAAGAAAGUUCUUGUCGUUUCAUAGUUUGUAAAGAAAGUUUUUGCCAUUUUCGUUACCAAAAACUAUUUUUACAGAACUGAUCUUCGAACCGAAUGUAGCUCGUUUGGCAACCUCUAAAACUCGUCAAGAAGAAGUGGAGACACGUCGAGCAGACCCAUCAAAGAUUUACUACGUUGAUCGUCGACCUAUCACAUACGAACCCUACCUGACUCGGCUGCGGUUUUUACUUACUGAUGGUGAGUUACAAAUGCCUUGGCUUGCCUCCCCAUACCUCAUGCUCCUCGCUUCACAAGACUGACCUGUAAUGGCAGGUUCUAUCUAGGCCUGGCCUUAUACCAAAUUUGUACGAACUUUACUGAUAGUAGGUAAUGCUGAUAUUGUUUUAGAAUACGGACCAGAACGCUUUGCUGAAUGCCACAAGGACAACUUUCGUAUGAAGUCUGGCUGUCUGGUCGAUUUGAACUAUGACAACUUGGAACUGGGCUAUGGAGCUUGUGCCGUGCCUCGGGGCCAAACUGUUCAAUCGUUUUCGUUCGGUUUUGAAGAUCGACAGCCUUGUAUCAUGAUAAGACAGAAUAAGGUGGGUAUUUUGAUUAGAAUUUGAUGGUAUAAUAUGUAUUGUGGCUUAAAUAGGUACUGUAGUAACCCCUAACUUACCCUAAACAUAUUCUACCCUACCCUACUAGACCCUGACUUAUCUUACUCUUAGUUAUCAUAUCCUGCUUUGCCCUGCAGUAACAUAAUCUCUUCUAUUUCCAGAUGCUGCACUACAUGCCACCGAUGGUCGAUAUCCGCGACGAGGUGACGGACGAGCGAAUAAUGAAUGAAAUUAGAAUAUUGUGCGAACGUGAACAUUACAAUACGGCACCGGACGGCGACUGCUGCUUUUGGUACCGCUCACAGUUACGAUGCGAGGUCCAGAACGGGGAUAUUCAAAUAUUCCCGUCCUUUGGCGUACCAGCUUGCCACUUCCCGUACCAGUCGGGCGCUGAUGAGGACGACAUUAAGAGUUAUCAACAGCCAAUUCAGUUUGUUAGGGUAGGUUUGGGCAAGAACUUUGUUUACAGUGUAAGAAAUGGCAAUAACUUUCUUUACAAAACAAAAAAUGGCAAGAAAUUUCUUUACAAAACUUAAACUGGCAAGAACUUUCUUUACAAAACAAAAAAUAACAAGAACUUUCUUUACAAAACUUAAAACGGCAAUAACUUUCUUUACAAAACGAAAAAUGGCAAGAACUUUCUUUACAAAGCUAAAUUAACUAAUAUUUUUUAAUUUUUUGUAAAUGUUACUAUUACUGAAUUUGUACAUGUCUAUUACUUGCAGGUAUCCCCCCUGAAAGAAGGUGAUACAGCCGAAAUCAAGUGCUACACCGACGAAUCGCUGAAGGACGACGAGAACCACUAUGUCAAGUUCACCGUUCAGAUCUUUAACGCCAACCACAAUGCCGCUUUUGAAUUCGCCAUGCCCGUUCUGGCAACUGUUUCCCUCGUAUUGUCUUUGAUUUUGGCACAAUGA
Messenger RNA from Bursaphelenchus okinawaensis, 3619 nucleotides. The record is from the annotation of a GenBank genome assembly. Lineage: Eukaryota; Metazoa; Nematoda; Chromadorea; Rhabditida; Aphelenchoididae.